This is a messenger RNA of Angiostrongylus costaricensis, 360 nucleotides long. The record is from the annotation of a GenBank genome assembly. Lineage: Eukaryota; Metazoa; Nematoda; Chromadorea; Rhabditida; Metastrongylidae.
CUGAAGAUAAGGUUUUUUGUGAUGCACGACCUCAACGAACAUCUAUCAAGUAUCUGUCGUGUAUGUGGCGACAAAGCGUUCAGCUACAAUUUUAAUGUAAUCACCUGCGAAUCGUGUAAAGCUUUUUUCCGUCGGAAUGCUAACAAGAGGGAAAUUCGAUGUCCCUUCAAUGAACAAUGCGAAAUCAACGUUGUCUCGCGGCGAUUUUGUCAAAGAUGUCGUUUAGCGAAGUGCUUUGGUGUAAGUUCAGUUUUAUAUUGUCUUAGCUCAUUUUUAGGGUUUUCGUUUUGCGUAAAGCGUACGUGUCAUUUUUUUUUCUGGAAUGUUCUAGUUGUGAUUUUGUCAGUCUCAUGCUUAUAA